This is a messenger RNA of Exserohilum turcica Et28A, 869 nucleotides long. RefSeq lists its product as uncharacterized. NCBI's taxonomy places the organism in Eukaryota, Fungi, Ascomycota, Dothideomycetes, Pleosporales, Pleosporaceae. The record is from RefSeq and is a predicted model, not a curated record. The transcript has a single exon. Bases 99 to 623 code for a protein of 174 amino acids.
CCAGGAACAAAGAGACGAUCCAGGCAAUGCUAGCGCUUCUCAACUGCCAGCACUGUAGCGACGACAGACUACUUAUAACCAUUGCGCUUCUUACCACAAUGAACCUGCUGCCCUGGUACGCCUCCGCAGCGGCCUUGACGGGCGCAAUUGCCCCUGGCGCGGGCACCGACCAUGUCUUGAAAACGAGUGCGAGCGCCCAUGGAAGCCCCACGUCAAGCAUGCCAGCGUCGCCAAGCCACGACCAGCCCUGUCCUCGACAAGCAAAACAACAAGUCUUGCGCGAACUGCACCCUGUGCAGCGGCUCAUAACGUUACUUUCUGCGAGGCUCAAGGGCCUGGAGCAGCACAAUGCCUAUUUGGGCCUCGGCUUGGGCUUGGGCUUUGGCGCGGGAGCGGGAGCGGGAGCGGGAGCGGCGCAGCCACAGUCUGCGCUGAAAGAGCCAGAACGCAGCUAUCAGGGCCGCAGACGCAUGAUGCACACGAUGCCUGGGCAGGCGGGUUUUGGCGACGCAGCACUGAUGAUGCCCAUCUCGCCCCGGGCACUCGAGGCGCUGGAAAUGGAUGCCCGAAGUAGUCUCGGCUUCUUAUCGGCAGCUGUGAGGAAUGCGCUCAAGGAAAGCUGAUCAGCAGCCAUGGUGUGCUAGUGCAUUGGUAUGGUGUCAGGCGCUGGGUCUGUUUCAUCGCUUUCUUUUGGUUUGGUGCUCUGUCACGGCACUUGCUCUUUUUCCUGUGUAUGUUUUCCUGCGGCUACGCCGUAGUCUUGUGCAGGGGUGUAGCAUGAUGGAUAUCCUCUGGCAAUGUUCAUUGGCUUAGUAUGUGUAUCCCUAGCAGAAUAUCAAUGGCGCGACGGCGCAGGCAGUGUCAACGAG